Messenger RNA from Microcebus murinus (gray mouse lemur), 1475 nucleotides. The record is from RefSeq and is a predicted model, not a curated record. NCBI's taxonomy places the organism in Eukaryota, Metazoa, Chordata, Mammalia, Primates, Cheirogaleidae.
GCCCUUCUGUCAUCAUCCUUCAGGAUCCGUGGGCUGGCUGGGCUCAGCUGGGCCCUUCCCACCUGGGGCCUGCCUUGGGCAGCUGCAGGCUCGGCUGGGCUGGCGUCCAAGGCAGCUCUCGCGCGCGCCCGGCUAUGGCGCUGGCUGGUGGCUUGGAGCCCAGUGGACAGGAGCCCCCACGUGGCCUCUGCGGCAUGGAGUGCUCGGAGCCCAGCAGUGAGGCCACGAGAGAUGCAGACAGGAGCUGCAGGGUCCCCUAGGGCCUUACCUGGGAGUUCCACGACGCUCACCCACCCACCACAUUCGGCUGGGCUAGCCUGGAAUGGAAUGAAAGGCCUGGGAUGGCGUUCUGUUCAGCAGUUGCAGGGAGCCCAGCAGAGGCUGAAGCUGGCCCAGUCCCAGCACUCUCAGGAGGUCCAGCAGCUACAGGAGCAGGUGGGCCGGCUGGUGCCUCAAGACCACGUGGCUAAACUACAGCACCUGCUCAGCCUCCAGCAAACACAGCAGGAGGAACAUGAGAAACAGCUGAAAGCCACAGAGGAGCGGCUGGGCGAGGCGGAGGUGAUGCUGCAGCACGUGGAGAUGCUCCUCCAAGAGAAAGUGGAGGAGCUGAAAGGACAGUUUGAAAAGAACACGAAGUCCAACCUGUUGCUCAAGGAGCUCUAUGUGGAAAAUGCUCACCUGGUGAAGGCGCUUCAGGUCACCGAACAGAAGCAACGAGGUGCUGAGAAAAAAAGCCGCAUCUUGGAAGAAAAAGUGCAAGCUCUCAACAAACUCAUCAGUAAGAUUGCUCCCGCAGCCCUGUCUGUGUAGACGGCUUUCCUUUCCUAGGGGCACCCUUGGCCGCGUGGGGAUUGUGAAUCUUUGUUCGCCCCACACACAUUUAAUGGAUUUCUACUACGUGCCAGAUGCUGGGGAAAUAUACAUGUUGCGAAAGACUACAUUUUUAUUGGCAGUCCUGAGUAAUUUCCCAUUGGAAAAUUCUCACUUUUUCUAUUCAAUGGUGAGAUGAAUUAUGGGGGCUCUCAGCAAAGAACAGCUAAAAAAGGCAAAAUCGGGCUCUGUAGAGUUUUGCCAUUUCUCUGUUCUGGCCUUACAUCAUUAGAACUCUGGACGGUGGGUCUGUACACACGUCCUUCUGGAAGGGCCUCACUCGCUGUGAACUGUCAAACAGGAGAUAAAGGAGGGGAAGCCCCUUCUUUAGGGACUGCUCCCCCAUGGGGGGAUGUCUGGGCAGGGCUUAUCUUCUGUGGACUCAGGGAUGAUGGUGUUUAUUUGUGAAUGCAAUCUUUUCCUCAUUGAAACGUCAUCGCACUGGAAAUUGUACUAUAUGUAAAAAAAAAAGUAUAGUUUUAUACCUGAAAUAUACAUAAAUUAUAGCCAUUUGGUUUAUCAGAAUGUACUACUGUAAUAUGAAAAGAAUCACUGUAUUUGUAAUAAUUUUUUUCUAUUAAAAUUGACUUGUUUUUAUUUUA